AUGUGCAGGAUUCCUAACACCUGGAGCACAUGCAGUCCCCUUCCUUUUCUUCACAAGUAUUACCAGCCAGGAGACCUCAUCGUUGCUGGUAUUAUGUCUCAGAUCUCCAUAUUAUUCAACCCAAUAGAUUUCGAUAAAUGUCCUUCUAAUGACCUCAUCGAUGACAUUUUCCAUUUCAGUCAAAGCUGGACCUAUCGUGCUGCCUUGGAACUCCUCUCUACGUACAGCAGAUUCAUCCCCAACUACAAGUGUGACACCCAGAAUUAUCUAGCAGCAGUCAUUGGAGGCCCGAACUCUGAGGUUUGUCUUCAUAUGGCAAAUAUACUGAGCAACUACAAGAUUCCACAGCUCGUAUAUGGUCCUACUCCAAUGAGAAAUAUUAAAACUGAAGUCGCUUUCUAUAACCAAAUGUUCCCAAAUAUAGACCAUCAAUAUGAAGGGAUUCUCAUGUUAAUGCUACAUUUCAGAUGGCUAUGGACUGGUGUAUUGAUUGCGGAUAAUGAGAAUGGAGAGAGGUUUCUACAGAGUGUGGUUCCAAAAUUUAUUCUGAGAGGAAUCUGCUUUGAUUUCAUAGGAAGAUUUCCAUCCAUUUCUUAUUCUAGUGGUAUUGCGGACUUGGUUGCAGAUGGGCUCAAGACAUUUAAUGUUGCCAUGAGAAGUACUGCUAAUGUGUUGAUCAUUCAUGGGGAAAUUGAUUCCAUGACACUUUUGAGAAUGUUUCCUGGUAUGUCAGAAUAUGAAGAUAUACCAAUAAAGGCUACAGGUAAAGUUUGGGUCAUGACGGUUCAGAUGGAUUUCACAUCACUUCCCUUUCAGAGAGAUCAGGACAUAGACUUCCUCCAUGGUUCUCUAUCCUUCACCAUUCACUCAAAGGAGGUCUUGGGAUUCAAGGAAUUUGUUCAGAUGAGAAAUCCCAUUUUGGAAAAAGAAGAUGGCUUUAUGAGGAUAUACUGGGAAAAGGCAUUUCAGUGUCAUUUCGUUGACUCUGAGGAAAAUAUGCAGGAUGGAGAUAUUUGCACCGGGGAGGAGAAGCUGGAGGCUCUUCCUGGCUCUAUUUUUGAAACAAGCAUGACUGGCCACAGCUAUAGCAUCUACAAUGCAGUCAAUGCUGUGGCACAUGCCGUGCAUGCCAUCCAUUCAUCUAAAUUCAAGCGCAGGGUGGAUGAAGGGUGGCUGAAGCUUUGGAUUCAACAGAUGUGGAAGCUCAACAGCUUGGUGAGAAAUAGGUUCUUUAAUAAUAGUGCUGGGGAAAAAGUUUAUUUCAACCAACAUGGAGAACUAGAGGCUGCAUUUGAUAUAAUAAACUGGGUGACAUUCCCAAACCAGUCCAUUCUUAGAGUGAGAGUUGGAGGAGUAGACCCACGGGACCCCCUGGGCAAAGAGUUCACCAUUCAUGAGGAUGCCAUUGUGUGGCCCAGCAGGUUUAACCAGGCACUACCCAUUUCUCUUUGCAAUGACCAUUGCCAUUUGGGUUACAGUAGAACCAAGAAGGAAGGGAAGCCAUUUUGCUGUUACGAUUGCCUUCCCUGUCCAGAAGGGAAGUUCUCAAACCAGGAGGACAUGGAUGACUGUUUGCAAUGUCCAGAAGAUCAGUAUCCAAACAAUGCCCGUAAUUCAUGCAUUCCAAAAUUAAUAAUCUUCCUCACUUUUGAUGAACCUUUGGGAAUCUCUUUGGCAGUAUUGGCUCUUUCCUUUUCAUUCAUUGCAGCUUCAGUGCUUGGCAUCUUCGUUAAGCUUAAGGACACUCCCAUUGUCAAGGCCAACAACCGGAAUCUCACCUACACUCUUCUCAUUUUCCUUCUGCUCUCCUUCCUUUGUGCUUUGCUGUUCAUUGGCCAACCCAAAAAGCUGACGUGUCAUCUUCGACAAACUGCUUUCGGCAUUAUCUUCUCAGGAGCGAUAUCUUGUGUUCUGGCCAAAACCACCAUUGUAGUUCUAGCUUUCAUGGCCACCAUGCCUGGAUCCAGGAUGAGGAAAUGGUUGGGGAGCAGACUGGCUGCUUCCAUUGUUCUUUCCUGCUCCCUGAUUCAAGCCGCUAUUUGUACUGUGUGGCUCUCAACCUCUCCCCCGUUCCCAGAUUUCAACAUGCACUCAGUUAUGAAAGAAAUUGUUCAAGAAUGUAACGAGGGCUCAGUCACCAUGUUUUACUGUGUUUUGAGCUACAUGGGCUUCCUGGCCACUGUCAGCUUCACUGUGGCUUUCCUAGCCCGCAAGUUGCCUGAUACUUUCAAUGAAGCCACGUUUAUCACCUUCAGCAUGUUGGUCUUUUGCAGCGUUUGGCUGACCUUUGUCCCAACCUACCUGAGCACCAAGGGUAAAUAUAUGGUUGCUGUGGAGAUUUUCUCCAUCUUGGCCUCCAGUGCUGGGUUACUGGGCUGUAUCUUUUCACCAAAGCUCUACAUCAUUGUGUUCAGACCUGAGUUGAACAACAAGGAACAGCUAAGAAGAAGAAACAAUGAAAUAUUCUAA
Messenger RNA from Zootoca vivipara (common lizard), 2469 nucleotides. RefSeq names its product vomeronasal type-2 receptor 26-like. NCBI's taxonomy places the organism in Eukaryota, Metazoa, Chordata, Lepidosauria, Squamata, Lacertidae. The record is from RefSeq and is a predicted model, not a curated record. Gene Ontology annotation, molecular function: G protein-coupled receptor activity. Gene Ontology annotation, biological process: G protein-coupled receptor signaling pathway. Gene Ontology annotation, cellular component: plasma membrane.